CCAGUAGCAUACACCCUGAUUUCGGUCGAAGACGGGGCGAUCAUCGCUACAUCAAGCUCACAGCCAGCACUCUGAUACCCUGGAGGUAACUAGCAACUUGGCUCCGGUCCUCACGGAGAAGGCUAGCGAAGGUCCUCCGGCCGCGAGGCGCACUUUCAGCCUUGUGUGUCUCCGAGUUCUGAGCCGGAAGUCAAGGCGAGCUCGUCGUAGCUAGCCACCUGUCAGUCAAGAUGUCCAGCAGUCUGACGGAGCGCCAGAAGGAGGAGCUACACAAGUCCCUGCUAGACUACUUUCAGACGCAGGGCUUUACAUCUUCCUUCGAUGCUCUCAAGCUGGAUGCUGGACAGGAGGGCUUCACAAUAGACCCAAAGGCCAAAUAUGCGGGUCUAUUGGAGAAGAAAUGGACCAGUGUGAUCAGAUUGCAGAAGAAGAUAAUGGAGCUCGAGACUCGCAACGCUCAACUCACCGAAGAAUUAGCAGCAUCACCAAGCUCGCGCCGUGCGGCUUCUCUGACAGAUUGGGUACCACGGAACCCGCCUCGUCAUACACUGCAAGGUCAUCGGUCACCCAUCACAAGAGUAGCCUUCCAUCCAGUCUUCAGUCAGAUUGCCAGCUGCUCAGAAGAUGCGACUAUCAAGAUUUGGGAUUGGGAGACAGGAGAAUUUGAGAGGACACUGAAGUCGCACACGAAGCCGGUUCAGGACGUUGACUUUGAUUCGACAGGGAAUCUGCUAGCUUCUUGCUCUUCUGACCUCACCAUCAAAAUUUGGGAUACCGCUAACCAGUGGACCUGUGUAAAGACUUUCCACGGCCACGACCAUUCCAUCUCCUCCGUCCGCUUCCUUCCUGGCGACGACUACCUUAUCUCUGCCUCGCGGGAUCGCACCAUUCGAGUCUGGGAGCUCUCGACCGGCUACUGCUCCAAGACACUAGAGGGCCACUCCGACUGGGUGAGGUGCGUCACGCCUUCUUCUGAUGGCCGACUGAUCGGCAGUUGCGGCAAUGAUCAAACGGGCAGGAUCUGGGAUCGUAGCAAGGGGGAGACAAAGGUGGAGCUGAGGGGCCACGAGCAUGUAGUCGAGGCUAUUGCCUUUGCUCCAGUUGCGGCCUACGCAGCGCUCAGAGAAUUGGGAGACGUCAAGGCGCCAGCAGCCAAAGGCGCAGACACUACACCUGGUCAAUUUGUAGCUACAGGAGGAAGGGACAAGGUCAUCAAGAUCUGGGACACUUCGACUGGGCAAUGCAUUCGUACCCUAGUGGGCCACGACAAUUGGAUCAGAGGCGUGUGCUGGUCGCCCAAUGGCAAGUUCCUCCUCUCCUGCUCGGACGACAAGACGGUGCGCGUAUGGGACCUCAAGGCGGGCGCGAGGUGCAGCAAGACCAUCGACGCCCAUCAGCACUUUGUCACUAGCAUCACCUGGGCCAGAGCCAAAACAGAGCCGACGGCGGCAGCUCUACCGAAGCAAGACGGACCCGUUGGGUCUCCCUCGGCCUCGAGAUUGACAAACGGGGCAGCGGCAGCAGCAGCGGCGGAUGCAUCGAAAGUUGUCAAUGCCGUGGUGACUACGAGCGUGGAUCUGACCAUCAAGGUCUGGACACCUUGAGAGCAGAGCGGAUACUUGAUGCCUCGCAUCGACUCGCCUGCUGGGACCCAUCUCCCGUGCGGUACCACGAGGGGUCUCAUCACAGCUAUACCUUCCCUCCCUUGUCAGUGUCUCGUCUCUUUCUACUUCGAGUCAUUGACUUGCACUCCGCAACACACACUACACGA
Microstroma glucosiphilum is the source of this 1771-nucleotide messenger RNA. Its product is annotated as putative platelet-activating factor acetylhydrolase ib alpha subunit. Gene Ontology annotation, biological process: vesicle transport along microtubule; microtubule organizing center organization; establishment of mitotic spindle orientation. Gene Ontology annotation, cellular component: nuclear envelope; cytoplasmic microtubule; microtubule associated complex. The record is from RefSeq and is a predicted model, not a curated record. Bases 231 to 1604 code for a protein of 457 amino acids. The transcript has 4 exons. Gene Ontology annotation, molecular function: dynein complex binding; microtubule plus-end binding. Lineage: Eukaryota; Fungi; Basidiomycota; Exobasidiomycetes; Microstromatales; Microstromataceae.